AUCACAUAGACCCCACGAACCUGCCCUCUCUCUCCCCCACCACGCCCUCUCCCCAAAUCAACCGGAAUGGCGGCGGCGACGGCGCCGUCGUCUUCGUCUUCGUCAGAUUCGCCGCCGAUGGCGCCGUGGACUCUGCUUAACCGCGUGGCGCUGAUCUGGGACGACGCCGAGACCGAGGAUCGCGAGGAGGCGGCGGUCAAGUUGUCCUGGUCGCCGACCCUGUCGAGGCUCUGGGUGGCCAGAAGCAUCCACCCAGACCGCGACAACUUCGACCGACACCCCUACAUCGCCGCACACGACGCCCGUGGGCUUCUUCUCCACGUGUCUUCUCCGCCUGGCAUCGGGCUCAACCUCGACCCAAACCCCGCGGGCUUAUUCGUCGUGUUGCCUCUUUCUGCUUUCGUCCCUGGUGUCACCGCUGAGUUCUUCAUGGCCACCGAUGCCGCUGUACGCGUGCCGGAGCGCCUCGACGUGCCCGACGUCUGGAGCAUCAAGAGUGUUGGCUUGCUCUCCAGGGUCGGCGCCGACGGCGUGGAGUAUGUAAUUGCCGAACUACAGAGCGUCAACGACGCGGACGAGAUCGCCAACCUGCUUCGGUUUCGGCUUGGCAGCGCUGCCUGGGUGCAGGACAAGGUUAACUGUAUUGGCUUCAACCCCAGCUGCAUCGACCAGGUCAUCUCACAUCAAGGGAAGCUGUGGUGGGUGGACCUGCGCAAGGGUCUCAUCGUCUGCGAUCCAUUUCAGAUCCAUCCUGUGCUGGUAGUUCUGGAUCUUCCAAAUGGAGUAACACGUAGACAGGAGGAUGAGUCUGAAUGUGACGACAUCGCCAAGAAGCGCUAUGUGACGGUGAGCGCCGGAAUUCUGCGAUUCUUGCAAGUAACAGGUGACUCUGGCAUUGCAAAGACAGCAGUUAUGAUGUGGACGUUGGUAUCUGAUCCUGACACCCUCUCACCAUCAUGGCAACCUGAGUUCAUGAUAGACACUGGAAAGAUCUGGCCCUGUGAAAUACCAGCCCUCGCCAUUGUACAUCCAGAUAAUCCAGAGUUGGUCUAUUUCUUUGUUCAGGGGAAGCUAGUCAGCGUGGAUAUUUCACAGAACACGCAUCUGAAUGUCUUCAACAAUCUCUCGCACUUCAAUCUGUUAGGUGCUUGGCAUGGUGAAGUUGCACCCCCGCCCUUGUCUUGGCGCUACCUCAUCGCUUGGAAGAAUUCGAAUUCAGAGGAAUGUCAUCCUUGGACGGCAUUUGUCAGAGAGCAAGGAAUGUCAUCAUUUUGUGAAUAUGAAGAUGAAGUUUCAGCAUCAGAAGGUCACAAACGCCGAAGCUAUCUUGGAAAGCUAUGCCGACAAGGCGUAAAGGCCGGGAAGCUAUUUGCUUCAGAGUUUGGUGUUGGUGUUACAUCCCUGGGUUCGAAACUACUUUACCUGAAUGAGGAGAUCACUGUCGCCAAAUCAUUUUUCAAACAUGUGGGUGAGUUCAAGUGUACUGGAGAGGGUUACGUAGCAACGACUGCUCGCAAUUCUGCAAAGGCAUCAAAGGGGGUUAGUAAGGUAUUAGGCGGUGCUGCCUCAGCUCUAUCAUAUGGAGGAAAAGCUUGUAGAUCAGCGGGUUUCACUCUACAGACUUUGCACCCCAGCGCGCAAACAGGCAUGUGUAUUGUAGAAGAAAAAACGCUUAACUCUCUGCAGGAGGCAAAAGACGUUAUCAAGGAGUGGAAGGACUCCAAAGAUCCAGUCUCUGUUGACGUGCCUCGUCUUAUGGAAACAGGCACUGCUAUAGAGAUUAUGGAGCUGUUCAAAGAAUGUGGAGCACUAGUGCUGGUCGAAAAUGCAACCAUCUUGAGAGAGAAGGCAGGCCACGUCCUCGAUGAUGAUUGGCAUAUGGUGUGAUUACAGGUCCUUUGGGCAGUUCAUUGAGCGAAUGAGAGGUCUCAGUCUGGUGAAUGUUCGAUGAAUUGUGUUUCACCCUGCCGCCAUUUUGUAGAACAUCUUUUUCUGUGUUUCCAUGGUUGUGAUGGUUAGUUGGUGAUGGAACAGUGAUGUUUAGGCUGUGAUGGUUAGUUGGAAACAAUUGAUGAGUUCCAACUUCAUGCCAGUUACUUGUUUUCUACCCCUUGCA
Lolium perenne is the source of this 2116-nucleotide messenger RNA. RefSeq lists its product as uncharacterized. Lineage: Eukaryota; Viridiplantae; Streptophyta; Magnoliopsida; Poales; Poaceae. The record is from RefSeq and is a predicted model, not a curated record.